AUGGCCAAUGCCAUCAAGAUGGGGUACUCGCCCAGCCCUAGUACCCAGUACCGGAACUCCCGGUUCUACCGGAAGAGUUGUCAGUGCCGGCACCAGGCCUCCAGUACCGGAUCUGGGAAGGACCCGACACCAACGGUUUUUUACCGGGCCACGGGAAGUGUGCAGUGUGUGGGCCUUGGCCUGGCAGACACACAGUCUCUGACCUCUCGUCCUGGUGUCACUCUCAAUAAAGGCACUGGCGGUUCUCUCGAGAACAAGGAAGAAGAAGAAAUUCGAGAACUGGCGGUUCUCGGCACUCAGUGCCAGGAAAGGACCGGCACUGGUUUCGCCGAAAAACCUUCAGCUGUGUCUUGUGACCAGCCACGCUUCUCGGGAGACAACUCCUCUGUGUCAUUGACGUGUGAGACGGACAGAGUGUACCCACAAGCUCUGUGUCAGUUCUACUGGAAAUUAUUGGCCGGGGGACCAGUAGGCCGAAUUGACAACACUGACGUGCAGUACUCUCAUACAGCGGUCAGAUCUAGCUCUGUGACAUACUACAGGUCCACAUGUAACCAGACUGUCCCUCUAUCAAGUCUACAGGCCGGUGAUAUCACAUUUACUGUCAACAUGUACCCAGAGUUUCCAGGAAGUGACACAACUUACGGUACAACCAACGUAGGCUCACCUGUCAGCAUCACCCUGUCCAAGUCAGGAGAGAGUUUUACCUGCCGAGGCAGCUCACCCAUUAGAAUUGGAUUCAAUCCUCUAGCAGAUGAAACAUACUCUCCGAAUGUAGCGUACGGACCAACACAAGUCACUGUAUCUCUCGUCGACGGACAAGGAGAAUCUCGCACCCUUUGUCCAUCACAUACUUUGUCUAUACCAGUCGUGUGCCAAACGCCUCUCGUUAACAUUAGCCCAAAGCCAAGGUGUAGUAUCCUGGUCACAAAAUCUGGCCUGACUUCGUAUACAGAGGACUUUUCUGCUGACCAAGGGCAAGUACAAAGUGGACAGUACACGUUCUCUUCUGACGUGCCUGUGACGGAGGCUGGUGACUACGUGGUGACGUGUACGAUGUACAACUCUGUGUUUGGCGAUCUGACCGACAGUGACAGUAUUGAGCUGUCCGUCACAGAUCCCGUGAUAAGUCACCCAGUCUUCACCGUCAACGGAAAAGUGAGAGAUGAACAAAUCGUCCCCGGAGACAACGUUACCGUCACUUGUAGCGACACUGGGGUGAUUGGUGAACACAUUGACUUGUUGUGCAUUAACAACCGCGUCAACAUCAACCCAGAUGACGAGGAUAAGAUAGAGUUUUUGUCAGUCAGGACAGCUGAUAAUGGCACGGUUUGCGUCUGUAAGUGGACGUCAACACUGGGCUGUCUCCUUCAGGGGACUAAAACUUUAACAGUAACUAUUUCUUUGUCCGAAUCUGAACUCGGGGGAGACGAUGGAGAUUCUGAAUUCCCCGUAACUUUUGUUGUCAUUGCUGCACUGGGCGUGCUGUGUGCUGUUCUUGCGGUGAUCAUCGCUGUCUUGGUCAUCAGACGUCGAAGAAAUCAAUCAAAAAACGCCUACGAUGAGAUAGAUGUAGAACCAGUCACAGCACCCGACGGACAACUGCAAACAACUGUCACCUUCUCAAGGUCAGCACAAGAAAAUCAAGGCCAUACUACAGAUUCCAGUUCGCCAUAUUUGUUUCCAGACCUGGUUCCGCCGAGCACUCCUCGAGCUCCUUCACAUGUUCAAGAAAAUCCUUACCUUGAGAUCGACGAAGAACGUAUGGCUGCGUAUUUGUUUGAACAGCCACCAAGUCAUCCAAGGACUCCAGCAGCGAACAACCUGUACAGCGUCCCCAGGACAGGAGCUUCUCCAUUACCAGCCACGUCAACGAGCGGAGAGAAAGAUGGAUACACAAGAAUGGACGUUCCAUCGGCAAAGGAGAAAACAAGAGCCACACAUCAGUACAUGAACGUCAACACAAACAAGGCCUACUGAGACAGAUUGUCAGCGCGGCAAGUCAUGAGAGGCAACGUCAAGCUCAUGUUGUUUAACACUUCAAAUACUUGUCACCUUGUGACCGGCCCGCUCAUAGGACUUUAUGCAAUUGCGAGUGUCGUAAAAAAAAGAGCGUUGUGCUGCAGCAUCGAAUAAGACAAAAUUUCUAUUCGAAACAGUUUCGUUUGCCGUCAGUAAAUUAUGGUUUAUUUUUAGAAAUGUGUGUACCUCUGAAUUACAAAGUGUGACAUUUCUGGUUAAAACUUUGUUGUCAUGUAUUUGCAGUAGCCCUUUUUACACGUGAGGAGGCAAUUGGACAGGAUUUGCAGAAAUUAUAAUUCGGUGAUUUCUUUCUUUCCUAGUUUGGCCUCCAGAUCUCCCUGCCUACAAUUUUUUUUGUCUUUUUUUAACCCUUCCCUUUCUGGGAUAUGGCGUACACCUCUUCUUCAGCUCAGUCUGGAACUGUCUGUACAUGAUUUAGACCGUCAACGAAUACCCAUUGUUUGGGGUGAGGGUUGCACAUUGCCCGGUGAACAUCGCUGUGAAACACCCCACAAACAUAAGUUGAUGCUAUGACGGUCCUACACAGAUUAUUAUCAUUGUGAUGUGAAAUGGCUGCGUUCUUCAACAAAGAUUUUCUGGAUAUCAUCUGCCAAAGUAUCUGCUGCACCUGAGUCUGGUUUCUCCUGUAUGGCGGAAAAUGCAAAGUGUCGUCAUGUAAGACAAAUCAGUUCGAACCAUGCCUGGCAGUAUGUUUGUAAGCUCUAGUUAGGCCCAGUUUUUGGAAUUUUGAAAACCCCUGAUCAGACACUUAACAGUGGGUACUCGAAUGAAAUUUAAACGGAAUAACGUGCCAGUCCUACUUUUAAAAACAAACAACUUCCAGUUGGAGUUUUGACAAUAUACUAGAUCUAAUAAUAAUUAUUCAUAUUAGUCGUGAAUGUUGUGCGAUCUGCUCCCGUCACGGUAUGGUAAUCGACAACUCCCUCCCCCCACUCCCCCCUUCCCUUCUUUUUAAGCAAGCUUAAUUCAGGUCUUUCCAUGUCGCUCACACGCAUGACAAUUGCGCAGCGUCACAUGUGAACUGAAAAAAUUCCGAUUUCCGUGAAAAACAAAACAAAAAACACCCAAGCUGUCUGUAUUUAUGCCAUCCAUGAUGACUGUACGCACUUCUGACAGUUUCAAAAUCGAUCAACUUUUUGUGAAUGAUGUAUCUGUUGUCUUUUGAACCUGAAAGCUAAAGAAAAUAAUUCUGUUUGUGUAUGUUUUUGUAUAUAUUUAGAAAUGCACUGAUAAACAACAUAUAUUAUCUAUUUGAAAUGAAGGGGGGGGGGGUUAAUACAAUUCUACAUUGUGAUCUCAUGUUGUGUAUCUUUGAAUGUAAAACGCACUUGUAUUUAUUAUUGUCCAAGCGAGCUUUUUAGAGACAAAGGCUAUGGUGUUAUUUCUUGCAUCUGUAGAGUAAUUUUUCUACUUGUAUGAUUCUUAUGUCAUGUCAUUUCUGGCAGAUUGUUUUAAACUUUACAUUAAAGUUGGUUAGGUCAAUUCUGUUAUUUGUAAAAAAGGAAACUUAAAACUUCGAUUUGUCUCUUUCAGUCUUCAAUACAAUUGACUCUACUUGUGUUGAACUCGCUUGGGUUGAUCUUCGAAAUGAUCUUUUUCUCGGAUCCCAGCACCUUUUUUUUACAUUAAGUCAAACGGUUAUGUUGAGUUCAAUUUCAAAUAUAAACACGCCUGAGUUGAAAUACUUUUUUUUUACACCCGUUGCAAGUAGACAAAGGUUGUAUUGAUUUUUAAUAUUGAUUGAUUGAUUGAUUGAUUGAUUGAUUGAUUGAUUGGUUGAUUGAUGAUGAAAUGGU
Molecule: messenger RNA, 3839 nt
Organism: Aplysia californica (California sea hare)
Lineage: Eukaryota; Metazoa; Mollusca; Gastropoda; Aplysiida; Aplysiidae
Source: RefSeq, a predicted model, not a curated record